This is a messenger RNA of Cetraspora pellucida, 138 nucleotides long. The record is from the annotation of a GenBank genome assembly. NCBI's taxonomy places the organism in Eukaryota, Fungi, Glomeromycota, Glomeromycetes, Diversisporales, Gigasporaceae.
AAGAAGAAAAAUUGAUAAUCCUGCUCUGGAAGAGCUUUUUGAUAAGCAAGGUAUAAGUUGGAAUCGAAAGGAAUUUGCCAAGAAAUGUCAAGUUCAAAAUAUCCGUCUAGAUGAUGAUGAUAUUAUUAAUGCAACCAA